AUGCGAACAUGCCUCACACAUCCUACACUGGGUUACUACGCCAAGCAGGACGUGUUUGGCGCCGCCGGCGACUUUGUCACCGCACCCGAAGUCUCUCAGCUAUUUGCCGACUCGCUCGCUGUCUACGGCAUUCACGCUCUGGCGGAUCAUCUCGCUCCUGCUGCGACUACUGCUGCUCCUGCUGCUACGCCUGUGCUUCACUACGUCGAGCUUGGUCCUGGUCGUGGCACUCUGGCUUCCGAUCUUCUUCGCGCUGCUGCAAAGAUCGCAAAGCUCCCGCAGGACUCGAUCCACGUCCACCUUGUCGAGGCCUCGCCGUUUCUCUCGGGAUCGCGGCCAAAGCGCUCGGUGCCCGCCACGCUCCGGCUGCGUCUGCGUAAGGUCUCGCGGACCGAAGCUGCCGCGCGGAGGGAGCGAGCCAAGCGUGGAUCGCGCGAGACGCCGUCAGGUCCGCGCGCCACCUCGGGAUCGGAACGCUCCGCCAUCGCAUCUGUAGCGUGGUACGACUCUGUCCGCGAGCUGGAAGGCGCCUUUGCCGACGGAGCACCAAUCUACGUCGUCGCCAAUGAGUUCUUCGAUGCGCUCCCGGUCCAUCAGCUGCUGCGAGUCGACGGCGCCUGGCGCGAGCGGCUGGUCGGCCUCGACCCAAGCGGCGACGCGCUGACGCUGACGCUCUCCGACGCGCCGACACUCGCCUGCUCUAUGGUUGUCGAUGACGGCUCGGUGCCGGUUGUCGACGGCGAUGGCAUCGAGAUCUCGCCCGACUCAUGGGCCGCCGCCAAGGAGCUGGCCCGCGUUCUCGCCGCGGCGCCGGCGCCUGCCUUUGCCGGCGCCAUCAUCGACUACGGCUGGGCCUCGCCGGUCCCAGCCUCGCUCCGCGCCAUCAAGGACCAUGCCGUCCUCACUUCAUUCCUCGACCAUCCCGGCGACGCCGAUCUCACCGCCGACGUCGACUUUGGCACCUUGGCCAAGGUUCUCACCGCGAGCUCGGACGCGCUCGCCGUUGCCCCUCUCCUCGACCAGGGCGUCGCUCUCCAGAAGCUCGGCAUCGCCGCCCGGACCGAGACCCUUCUCGCUGCUGGUGCGUCAGCAGACGACAUCAUCCCGGGCGUGGAGCGCCUCGUCGCGCCCGACGCCAUGGGCUCCAUCUACAAGGCGCUGUUCUUCGGCUCGCGCAACGCGCUGCCGUCGCUUUAA
Molecule: messenger RNA, 1197 nt
Organism: Thecamonas trahens ATCC 50062
Lineage: Eukaryota; Apusomonadida; Apusomonadidae
Product: ATP synthase beta subunit/transcription termination factor rho
Exons: 2
Coding region: 1-1197 (398 amino acids)
Biological process (GO): mitochondrial respiratory chain complex I assembly
Cellular component (GO): mitochondrion
Molecular function (GO): protein-arginine omega-N symmetric methyltransferase activity
Source: RefSeq, a predicted model, not a curated record